Messenger RNA from Thamnophis sirtalis, 783 nucleotides. NCBI's taxonomy places the organism in Eukaryota, Metazoa, Chordata, Lepidosauria, Squamata, Natricidae. The record is from RefSeq and is a predicted model, not a curated record.
AUGAAGCUUCACCAUUUUCUAAGGACCAUCUCAUUUAACAAUAGUGCUGGAGACACUGUAUCUUUUGAUGAGAAUGGUGAAUUGGUAGCUGGAUUUGAUAUUAUCAACUGGAUCACUUUCCCAAACAAAUCUUUUCUUCGUAUGAAAGUUGGAUACCUGGACCCACAAGCUUUAAGUGGUCAUCAAUUAACUAUUCAUGAAGAGGCCAUCACGUGGCAUAGUUCAUUUAAUCAGAUCCUUCCUGUUGCUCUGUGUAAUGAGAAAUGCCAUCCAGGUUACAGACAAAAAAAGAAAGAAGGAGAACCAUUCUGCUGCUACAAUUGUGUUCCUUGUCCAGAUGGGAAGAUUUCAGACCAGAAAGACAUGGACAACUGUUUCCAAUGCCCAGAAGAUCAAUUUCCAAAUGAAGACAAAAAUCAAUGUAUUGCAAAAAGAUUACAUUUUCUCUCUUUCCUGAAUCCUUUGGGGACUACUUUAGCAUUUUUGGCUUUAUUUUUUGUUGUGCUCACAAUUCUGAUACUAGGAGUUUUCAUCAAGAACCAGAACACUCCCAUUGUCAAAGCCAACAACCGGGACCUCACCUACUGUCUGCUCAGCUCCUUAUUGCUUUGUUUUCUCUGCUCCUUGUUAUUUAUUGGUAAGCCACAAAUAGUGACUUGCUAUUUACGACAAGUAACUUUUGGUAUCAUCUUCACAGUGGCUGUUUCUUGUAUAUUAGCAAAAACAAUAGCUGUAGUUCUAGCUUUUAUGGCCACUAAGCCAGGAUCUAGGAUAAGGAAAUGA